CAUCCGAUUUUCGUUGAGGUUUACUGUGGUAAUAUCGUGAAUGCUUGCUCGUCUCUUAUCUUUCCCACGCGACAGCUGCCGAUUAAAAUACUUCUGAGCAUGGCUCGCGACCUGAGUCGGAGUCCUCGUCACCACAAAAUUCCGAGAGAUUUUCUUGUAGUGGCUGAUGAUGUCGAGCACGGUCUUGGUGGGGACCAUGGCAGCCACCUUGUGCCACCUGUCAGGCGUUUUCUCGUCGAAAAAGGCGAGAGCGUUUUCGAAGGCCUUGUUCUCGGCUGGGGUCCACCGACUGCCGCUGACAUGGCCAGUGUUGUUCAAGUUGAAGAAGAAGCUGAGAUAACAGUGACAACUAAAGUGGGGAAAGCAGUGGGAAAC
Messenger RNA from Striga asiatica, 375 nucleotides. The record is from the annotation of a GenBank genome assembly. NCBI's taxonomy places the organism in Eukaryota, Viridiplantae, Streptophyta, Magnoliopsida, Lamiales, Orobanchaceae.